This is a messenger RNA of Corticium candelabrum, 2741 nucleotides long. Its product is annotated as H(+)/Cl(-) exchange transporter 6-like. NCBI's taxonomy places the organism in Eukaryota, Metazoa, Porifera, Homoscleromorpha, Homosclerophorida, Plakinidae. Gene Ontology annotation, biological process: chloride transport; transmembrane transport. Gene Ontology annotation, molecular function: voltage-gated chloride channel activity. Gene Ontology annotation, cellular component: membrane; intracellular membrane-bounded organelle. The record is from RefSeq and is a predicted model, not a curated record. Bases 31 to 2616 code for a protein of 861 amino acids. The transcript is spliced from 24 exons.
CCGUACGUCUCGUUCGUUGAUGAGCGAAACAUGUCAGAGUUGCAUAGACGGUCAGACACAGAGAAGUCUAAAGAAGGAGCAAAAACUGGAUUUUUUCAGCGUGGCCGAGAAUUAGAGAGUGUUUACGACAAUCACAGAUACAACGAUGAAGAGCGUGCAGUCCUUGCGGGUUAUGAGAGCUUAGACUACUUACCGCCUCACAGCACUGCAUACAAGCAUUGGUUGAGGAGACAGCCAAGGAGGUUGGAUUGGGAUCGUUGGGUGAUGAUGGGUUUAAUCGGCUUUUCUGUUGGCUUUGUUGGCUUUCUUUUGCACCAAGCAAUUGAUGCUAUUUCGGAUUACAAGUGGGACAAAGCAUCGCAAUACAUAGAGGAUGAAAACUAUGAAUUUGCUUGGGGUUUUGUGCUUCUCUUCAGUAUGGCUCUUGUUAUCGUCAGCAGUGCCAUCAUUGUGCUGUGUAGACCGUCAGCAGCAGCUUCUGGCCUUCCAGAGCUGAUUGGAUUUUUGAAUGGAACGGUUGUUAGGCACAUCUUUAAUAUCAAAACACUUGUAGCCAAGUUCUUUUCUUGUCUUGCUGCUGUCGCUUCAGGUCUACCUGUAGGUCCAGAAGGACCAAUGAUUCACAUGGGUUCUUUGAUUGGUGCUGGACUGAGUCAAAUGCGUUCUAAGACAUUAGGGUUUCAUUUACCAGUGUUUGGACGAUUUCGAAAUUCUGAAGACAGGAGAAACUUUAUUUCAGCAGGUGCAGGAGCUGGAAUUGCUUCAGCAUUUGGUGCUCCUGUCGGUGGGCUGUUAUUUUCUAUGGAAGAAGUUUCUUCUUUUUGGAACCAAAAGCUGACAUGGCAAAUAUUCUUUUGCUGCAUGAUUUCGACUUUUACAACUGAUCUAUUCAAUUCAGCAUUUUCAGGUUUCAAGUAUGAUGGAAAUUUUGGCUUGUUCAAGACUAGCAAGUACAUUCUGUUUGAGGUGGUUCGUGGCAUUCCAGUGAACAUACUUGUCUUUUUUCCAACUAUAAUUAUUGGUGUGCUUGGUGGUGUCUUCGGUGCAUUGUUUACAUUCUUGAAUGUCAAAAUUGCUCGUCUAAGACAGCUGCUGUUGAGCAAGGUGGCAUCACCGUUUGCUAAAGUGAUGAUGAAAAUGGGAGAGCCUGUACUCAUUAUUGUGAUAUAUGUUAGCGUUACAGUUUUCUUACCAAAGGCAUUUUUUUGCACUCCAUUUGAGUGUGGGUAUCCCAAAUCUGAUUACAGUCCUCGCUGCCUGACUGACUCUUUGGAUCCUCUUCACACUGAACCGACAGUUUAUCAUUAUGCUUGCCCUCAUGGAGUGAAGAAACGAGAAUUUGCAAUAAAUCACUCAUUAUCAGUUGCCGAGUGUUGCUCCAACAGCAGCCAGCUUUGCUAUUCAUUCAGCAACGGUUCAUUUAGUGAAGUUGCUACAUUGAUGUUUACUACUGGAGAAGAUGCUAUCAAGCAUUUGUUUUCUCGGCAGACUCACAAUGAAUUUGGUCUCGGAUCUCUAGCUGCAGUUUUGGUGAUUUAUUUUUUCCUAUCUUGUUGGUGUGCAGGAACUCAUAUUGCAAGUGGACUGGUUGUACCCAUGCUAUUUAUUGGUGCUCUGUACGGUCGUAUUGUAGGUAUUAUAAUGGUCAAGGCAUUUGGAAUUUAUUCUUUAACUGAAGAGGAUCAAUAUUGGGUGUGGAUUGACCCUGGAGCCUUUGCUCUUAUCGGUGCUGCCAGUUUCUUUGGAGGUGUGUCUCGACUUACUGUUUCACUUACUGUCAUCAUGGUUGAAUUAACAAACGAUGUCCAGUUUUUGUUACCCAUCAUGGUGACAAUCAUGGUAGCAAAGUGGAGUGGAGAUUUCAUCACACAUCCUAUCUACCAUGCUUUGCUGGAGCUCAAGUGCAUUCCAUUUUUGGAUGCCGAACCAGUCAUUAUUCGGAAAGAUCACGAUAGAUCAUCUUCUGGUGUGGUAAACUUGGAGUUAUAUUCUGCUGAGAAUGCCAUGUCAUUCCCAGUAAAGGUUGUCCAUGUUCACGAAAGUGUUGCCACAAUAGCAGAACUGUUGUCAACCACAUCACACGGAGGAUAUCCUGUAGUUCGACAAAUAGAAAAUGGUACUGAUGUAUUUGCAGGCCACAUCUCAAGGCACACACUUCAAAUAUUGUUGACUCACAACGACUUGUUUAAAUCACAAGGACUUUUGUUAUCUGAAGAACCUGAAAUUGUUCCAAUUGAUCUACGACAAGUUGUGUUUAGUGAUGGUAUCGUUUGCUUAUCUCGUGAUACGCUACAGUCGUACGUAGAUGAGCCAAGAUAUCAAACACUCUUCGUGGAUCUAGGGCCUUACCUUAAUCAAUCUGCUCCGUGCGUUCAAGUAAACUUUUCUCUGCAUAGAACGUACAUUCUUUUUCGAACACUCGGCCUCAGGCAUUUGGUUGUUGUAGAUGCAAUGAACAGAGUUGCUGGUGUCAUUUCUCGUAAGGAUUUGAUGGGGUUCUCACUAGAAGAGCGUUUGCAUACGUAUGAAGAAGAGCAACGCGAAAGAGAGGAAGAGAAAUCGGGCAUACGUAGCCAUGGAAACACAAGCUCUGUUGAAAUGGGAGAAAUGGGAUAACAGUGAUAUCAAUGUUUUUGUCUCUUUUGAUAUCAAUAUAUACAUGUAUGUGUCACCAAUGACUUCGAUAAUUAGUUGCCAAUAUCUUGAUAUGUCAAAAUGUAUAGUCGAUGAUCCGAGUAAGU